Messenger RNA from Quercus robur (English oak), 522 nucleotides. Its product is annotated as probable lipid phosphate phosphatase beta. Lineage: Eukaryota; Viridiplantae; Streptophyta; Magnoliopsida; Fagales; Fagaceae. The record is from RefSeq and is a predicted model, not a curated record. Bases 1 to 522 code for a protein of 173 amino acids. The transcript is spliced from 3 exons.
AUGAAUCAUUCAACACCAUCACCCCACAAAACCACCAAAACAACCUCAUCCACCACCGUGUCAUCCUUCCUCAACCAACUAAUAACCCUAGACACCACCCUCUCCUACCACCUCCACACCAUUUCUCAACCCCUCCUUCCCCACUUCUUCCUUAUCCUCCUUGAACUCUCAGCUGAUUUCAGCUCCUUGUUCAUCAUCUCCCUCGCUCUCCUCCUCUUUCUCCGUCACCUUUUCUUCACACGUCUUCCACUAGGCCUCCUCCUCGACCUCGCUCUCAUUCGAUUCAUCAAGCCUCUUGUUGCCAUUCCGGAAUUUACGGAGUAUAAUUUGGAAUUAGUUCUGAGUUUGUUAAGAGCAGUUGUGCUCUUUGGAAUGCUCAAUCUCUUCAAAAUCUCUCAUUGGGCACUUGCCACUUCGGUCUCUAGGGUUGUGCUUGGGAGGCAUUUUUUCUUCGAUGUUUUUGCCAGGGCGUGCAUUGGUGUUCUCGAAGCUCUGUUUGCGUUUCACUUUCUGUGGUUCUAA